UAUACUUACUGAACAUAAGAUAUUUUAGCAUUAUGAAGACUCAAUUUUCCUAUGAAUCGAAAAUAUCAAUAUAAAAUUUAUCACUAGCUUUCUAAUCUUUGAAUUUUGUGAUAAAUGAUUUAACAUAUCCUGUUAAAUGUCUGUGUAGUGGUAUCUUCGAAAUAAUGUGUCAGAACAUGUAAAUAAUAUCAGAAUUAACAACAAUGUCUGAGAAAAUUCCAUCUAAUCAACCACAGCCAAUUGUUAAGAUUGGCCAUUACACACUUGGUCAAACAUUAGGUGUUGGGACAUUUGGUAAAGUAAAAAUUGGAGAACAUGUUUUAACAAAACAUAAGGUUGCUGUGAAAAUUUUGAAUCGUCAGAAAAUCAAAAGUUUAGAUGUGGUUGGAAAGAUUAGAAGAGAGAUACAAAAUCUGAAACUUUUCAGACAUCCUCACAUUAUUAAAUUAUAUCAGGUUAUAAGCUCACCCACCGAUAUAUUUAUGAUAAUGGAAUAUGUAUCAGGUGGAGAGUUGUUUGACUAUAUUGUGAAACAUGGCAAACUAAAGGAAUAUGAGGCACGAAGAUUUUUCCAACAGAUUAUUUCUGGUGUUGAUUAUUGUCACAGGCAUAUGAUAGUUCAUCGUGACUUAAAGCCAGAGAAUCUAUUGUUAGAUCACAAUCUACAUGUAAAAAUAGCAGAUUUCGGUUUGUCAAAUAUGAUGAUGGAUGGAGAAUUUUUACGUACUUCUUGUGGCUCCCCUAAUUAUGCAGCACCAGAAGUAAUUUCUGGUAAAUUAUAUGCUGGUCCUGAAGUCGAUAUAUGGUCUUGUGGAAUAAUACUUUAUGCUUUACUUUGUGGUACUUUACCAUUUGAUGAUGAACAUGUACCAACACUUUUCCGUAAAAUUAAAUCUGGAGUUUUUCCCAUUCCAGAGUACCUGAAUAAAAGUGUUGUAAGUCUUUUAUGUCACAUGUUACAAGUGGAUCCUAUGAAAAGAGCAACCAUUGAAGAUAUCAAGAAACACGAAUGGUUCCAGAAGGAUUUACCUUCAUAUUUAUUCCCGUCGCCUGUUGAACAAGACGCUUCUGUAAUUGAUAUAGACGCAGUAAACGAAGUUUGCGAAAAAUUCAAUGUCAAAGAAGCAGAAGUCCAUUCUGCAUUAUUAGCUGGAGAUCCUCACGAUCAACUGGCAAUUGCCUAUCACUUAAUAAUAGAUAAUAAAAGAAUCGCAGAUGAGGCUGCUAAAGCAGAAUUAAAAGAUUUCUACGUAGCAUCUAGUCCACCCCCUGUUGCUUUUAGCCCCAAUGAUACCAGUAGCAGUCCUUUGAGACCACAUCCAGAGAGAAUAGCACCGUUUCGAGAAAGACAAAGUUCUCAAGGAAGUACAUCGUCCUCGAUACAAGGUGCUCGUGGUACGCCAGUAAAACGAGCUAAAUGGCAUUUAGGAAUCCGUUCACAAUCUAAACCGAACGACAUUAUGAAUGAAGUCUAUCGAGCUAUGAAAGCUCUCAAUUUCGAAUGGAAAAUCAUAAAUGCUUACAGCGUUAGAGUACGCCAAAAGAGUGAAUUAACAGAUAGAUAUAGUAAGAUGUCGUUACAACUUUAUCAAGUUGAUUACAAAAGUUAUUUAUUGGAUUUUAAAUCUUUAUCAAAUGAAGAAGAAGAUAUUGGACGAGAUCCUACACUUCCACCACCUCAAGCAACAGGUCAUCAUACAAUGGAAUUCUUCGAAAUGUGUGCAGCAUUAAUCACGCAGUUAGCUCGAUAAAUUUGCUGUACAAUAUGAGUCAUCAUUUUUCAGAAUUAUGUUAAUAAUGCGUUUUACUUCUUGUACUUUACACAACGUGUACCAGUGCAGUUCAUAGGAUAAAGGGAACAUUUAGGAAAGAAUAUUUUAGGAAAAUAAUAUCAGUUUCAUAAAAAAAUUGAAUGCAAGGAGGGGAAGAGUGUAAUAAAUCUGUAGAAAAUCAA
Molecule: messenger RNA, 1954 nt
Organism: Bombus terrestris (buff-tailed bumblebee)
Lineage: Eukaryota; Metazoa; Arthropoda; Insecta; Hymenoptera; Apidae
Gene: AMPKalpha
Product: 5'-AMP-activated protein kinase catalytic subunit alpha-2
Exons: 10
Coding region: 204-1751 (515 amino acids)
Biological process (GO): protein phosphorylation; intracellular signal transduction
Cellular component (GO): cytoplasm
Molecular function (GO): protein serine/threonine kinase activity; ATP binding
Source: RefSeq, a predicted model, not a curated record